AUGCCGCCGCAGCGCAACCCGAAUCGAUAUUCGCCGGUGCAGUCACGUGGCACGGUUUCGCGGAACAACAGUCCGCGGCUGGUAGCGCACCGGUUCACAGUAGGCGAUGUUCCGCUCUGCGGGCGGUCCACGUUAAAUGACCCCGACACGAUAUACAUCGACGUAGACGACGGGCGUUUAACCAGCAUCAGUAGUAGUAGCAGCAGCGACGACGACGACGACGACGACGACGACGAGGACGAGGACGAGGACGACAACGAAGAUAACGACGUGACGGAAAAGACGAGCGAGAAGGACGACAUCACGACGUCGACACGUGAACAAGGCACGGCGCGCUGUCGUUUCGACGCUGAUCGUCCCUUUCGGCACGCGUACAUCACGCACGCAUCACGUAUGUCUAUGUGUGGUGCCCUAUCUUGUCUCGCGUGCAAAAAAGAGAGUCAACCAGUCGUCGUGGCUACGGGACAGAGUGAGAGAGUAGAGGAAGUGACUACGGUAUACGCGACGGAGAUCGAGAGCGCGCCGAGUAGUAGUGCGCGAAGGGGACGAGGUGGGGCGAGGCGCAAAGUUGCGUCAGCCGCGUAUCGUAUCUUCGCUCCCGUCGAUAUAUCGCCGAUCGUCGGCCGUUUCGCGGUCGAUCGUGAGAUAAAUCCCGCUGUGUCCGUCCCCCUCCCGGUACGACUAUCACAUCGUCGUCGUACUCGUGGAUCGCGCGUUGAUCCGUACCGUCGCGUCGACGCGGUGAUAUCGCGACGGUCAGUGCGUAGCGCGGCGGCGAUCGAUAAACGCGAUCGAUAUCGGAAUUGUCGCUCGCGCGUUCGUGAGUGGUACAUACAUCGUAUCGGAUACGUGUCGCGAUACGCGCGCGCUCGCGCGCUGGAAAAACUCUUAUUAUGCGACUACCGAAGUCGCGUCAUAAUCGAGAACGGCAGGGAUCGGAUUAACCGAGAAGAUAGAACGCGAGACGCGGAGAAGAAGCGGCGGAGGAAGAAGAAGAGGAGGUGGAGGAGAAAGAAGAAGAAAGAUUUCAAGAUAGAGGGAGAUAAUCACCGCGACGGACGAGGACACGACGACGAGCGCUCGACGGUCGCUCGCUCGUCGUCGGUUGCCGCGGCGGAGUCGUUGCGCGUGAGGCUUCGCCGCGCGGCAGCUGCGGCGGAAGCGUCGGCGGCGGCAUUGGCAGCCUCGGUCGCGGCGGCGACGGCGACCGGCUCGGGGUCGCAGGACGACGAGCACGACGACGACGACGACGAGGACGAUAGCGACGACGAUAUGGAGGAGAGCCACCUGCUGAUGACUGAACUUCCCUCGCCGUUGACGCCGAGCGCCGGUCGCGGCGGUACAACCUUGCUCCAUCGUCCGGGCCACUAUUAUCACCUGCAUCAGCCGCACCUGGCGAUACCGACGUCACAGAAUCAGGCGAUUCUUCAGCACAAUUCCGGCGGCGGCACGGCGCCGCAUUACGGCACCGAUGGCAAUGGCGCCUGUGGUGGUGGCGGCGGCACCGCGGGAGGCGGCGCGACCGCCACCGCCGCCGCCGCCGCCGCUGCCGGUCUACCGGCCUACACCAUCAGCCAGGGUGGCAUCUCCUCGCGGCAUCAGCUGCACCCGCAUCAGGUGCAUCAACGUGGUACCGCGGUAACGCAUGGCCAGCCUGCCGCGAGCACCCACGUGUCCUCCCUGUAUCCAGAGAUUCUGGCGCUUAUCUUCAGCUACCUGGACGUACGCGACAAGGGACGAGCUGCUCAAGUGUGCACCGCGUGGCGCGACGCUGCCUACUAUCGCUCGGUUUGGCGAGGAGUCGAAGCGCGACUGCACCUUAGAAAACAGGCGCCGGCGUUAUUCGCCAGCUUGGUAAGACGCGGCGUGAAGAAGGUACAGGUAUUGUCAUUGCGUCGCGGUCUCAGCGACGUUCUAAAGGGCGUGCCGAAUCUCGAGGCACUCAACUUGUCCGGUUGCUACAACAUCACCGACUCCGGUAUCACGAACGCUUUUUGCCAGGAAUACCCGUCCCUCAUCGAGCUCAACCUAUCGCUUUGCAAGCAAGUGACGGACACCUCGCUCAGCAGGAUAGCGCAGUUCCUCAAGAAUCUCGAGCAUCUUGAACUGGGCGGUUGCUGCAACAUCACCAACACCGGUUUACUGCUGAUCGCAUGGGGUCUGAAGAAACUCAAGCGACUGGACCUACGAAGCUGCUGGCACGUUUCUGACUUGGGUAUUGCUCAUUUGGCUGGACUGAAUCGCGAGACCGCCGACGGUAAUCUCGCCUUGGAGCACCUGAGUUUGCAGGAUUGUCAACGAUUGAGCGACGAGGCGCUCAGGCACGUAUCGCUCGGUCUUACCACCCUCAAGUCCAUCAAUCUGUCGUUCUGCGUCUGCAUCACCGAUUCCGGCGUCAAACACCUGGCCAGGAUGUCGAGUCUACGCGAGUUAAAUCUACGCUCGUGCGACAACAUCUCCGACAUCGGCAUGGCGUACUUGGCCGAGGGCGGCAGUCGCAUCACGUCGCUCGACGUGUCGUUCUGCGACAAGAUCGGCGAUCAAGCACUCGUGCAUAUCUCCCAGGGUCUGUUCAACCUAAAGUCCCUGUCAUUGUCCGCCUGCCAGAUCAGCGACGAGGGUAUCUGCAAGAUUGCCAAGACUCUACACGACCUCGAGACCCUCAACAUCGGCCAGUGCAGCCGGCUCACUGACCGGGGUCUGCACACCGUCGCCGAGAGCAUGAAGAAUCUCAAGUGCAUCGACCUGUACGGCUGCACGAAAAUUACCACCAGCGGCCUCGAGCGGAUCAUGAAGCUGCCACAGCUCAGUACGUUAAAUCUUGGUCUGUGGCACGUGCGGUGAUGGCUUUUUCCGUGGCUAAGUGCUCUGGACGAACGCUGCCAACGUUACCGUCAUCGUCAUCGGCAUCGUCAUCGUUACCAAGGCGACGACGACUCCUCGCAGCGACCCAAGGAUAACUUCGUCUUUGCGCGCAUGUUCCUGCCGCAGGCGGUAAGUCCGUUUCUGUCGCUCGGCGCACGAAGUCGCCCGAGCGCCCUCGACAUCGGUAUCUACGACGUCGUCGGCGAAUAGCGUAAAUAGCGAAUUUAGCUCGUUUCUCCGCCCGAGACGGGAAUUCCCCCUCUCUCUCUCUCUUUCUCUUGAGAGAGA
Molecule: messenger RNA, 3153 nt
Organism: Trachymyrmex septentrionalis
Lineage: Eukaryota; Metazoa; Arthropoda; Insecta; Hymenoptera; Formicidae
Gene: Ppa
Biological process (GO): SCF-dependent proteasomal ubiquitin-dependent protein catabolic process
Cellular component (GO): SCF ubiquitin ligase complex
Molecular function (GO): protein binding
Source: RefSeq, a predicted model, not a curated record